Messenger RNA from Pteronotus mesoamericanus, 1660 nucleotides. It is a transcript of the gene PLSCR4, whose product is annotated as phospholipid scramblase 4. The transcript is spliced from 9 exons. Gene Ontology annotation, cellular component: plasma membrane. Gene Ontology annotation, molecular function: phospholipid scramblase activity. The record is from RefSeq and is a predicted model, not a curated record. The coding region runs from base 157 to 1149 and encodes 330 amino acids. Gene Ontology annotation, biological process: plasma membrane phospholipid scrambling. NCBI's taxonomy places the organism in Eukaryota, Metazoa, Chordata, Mammalia, Chiroptera, Mormoopidae.
CAGGCCUGGAGGCGCGGGUGCCGAGCAGACAACCGGCUCGGCGGUGAGUGGGGCGGAGCGCGCGGCGCCGCAUCCUCAGGUGGCUGCCAAACUUCCCGGCCGCCGGCCGCGAUCCCAGUCCAGCCCGGGGUGGAGGAUUAAUUGGAAUUCUUCAAAAUGUCAGGUGUAAUCCCCACAGCCCCUGAGAAACCUGCAGAUGAAAUGGAAAGUCAAAUAAAGUCACCUAAUCUACAGCCUGAUGCCCCUCCUGACUACAAUUCCCAUUUUGUACCAGGACCCCCUGGAGCAGCUGUCCCUCCACCUAUAGGUUACCCAGGAGGCUUUCCUGUGAGAUAUUAUAGUCAACAGCAGCCCAGUACCUUCCCCUACUGCCAGCCAACUGGUGGCACCUAUCCUAUUCAGUACCAGCCUGGCAAAUAUCCGGUGUCAAAUCGACCUGCUCCAAUAACGUGGAUGCCAGGGGCAGCUCGAAUGCCAGGCUGCCCUCCUGGCCUGGAAUACUUAAUCCAGUUGGACAACAUACAUGUUCUUCAGCAUUUUGAGCCUCUGGAAAUGAUGACAUAUUUUGAAACUAAUAAUAAAUAUGAUAUUAAAAACAACCUGGACCAGAUGGUUUACAUUGUAACUGAAGACACAGACGACUUUACCAGGAAUGCUUAUCGGACAGUGAGGCCCUUCAUCCUCCGGGUCACUGAUGUUAUGGGCCGAGAAAUCAUGACAAUGCAGAGACCUUUCAGAUGCACCUGCUGUUGCUUCUGUUGUCCCUCCACCAGGCAAGAGCUGGAAGUGCAAUGUCCUCCCGGUGUCACGCUCGGCUUUGUCAUGGACCACUGGAACCUGUGUCGGGCAGUAUACAGCAUCCAAAAUGAGAAGAAAGAAACUGUGAUGCGCAUACGUGGGCCGUGCUCCACCUACGGCUGUGGUUCAGAUUCUGUGUUUGAGGUCAAAUCCCUUGAUGGUGUCUCCAAUAUUGGCAGUAUCAUUAGGAAGUGGAAUGGCUUGAUAUCAGCCAUGGGCAAUGCUGACCACUUUGACAUUCACUUCCCAUUAGACCUGGAUGUGAAGAUGAAAGCCAUGAUUUUUGGAGCUUGCUUCCUCAUUGACUUCAUGUAUUUUGAAAGAUCUCCAGUGCAACAUUCAUCAGGAUAGAUGGACACCGCAAAUCACCAUUUAUGGUUUUAAAAAAUUUUUAGAAAGGUUGGCUUGGUCUUAUAGUCAACCCUUAAUUAUCUGCAAACAUAUUUACCUGCUUUUGAAGAUUAUUUUAAUUUGCUAUUAGCUUUGACAGGUAGGCUGCAAAUGUAAGAACACAAUCUAAUGUGUGUUUCAAUUGAGUGUCUGUCUCAUUGUCUACUUGGUAGAAUAGCUCAUCCUGAAAAAGCUAUGACUCAUUAACCAAGUAAAUAUAGACACAAUGAGUUUGAAAACACUUUAAUAUGUGAUAGGGGAAAUGAAUUACAGAGCUCUCACAUUAGUAGGUAAUGUUGAUCAACACAGCCUCUUACCAAAGGUAGAUUUGGUUCGAGUUGAAAACAAUGACACCCUUCAUCUUUAGAAACAAAAAGGAAGGUAGGCAGAAAUAUUAUAUUUUAUUGUACAAGGAACAUUUCACUUGUGCACAUGUAUCAGAGCCUCAUUUUGUAAAAUUUACAAAGAUUUC